Molecule: messenger RNA, 3590 nt
Organism: Rhopalosiphum padi (bird cherry-oat aphid)
Lineage: Eukaryota; Metazoa; Arthropoda; Insecta; Hemiptera; Aphididae
Gene: Lon
Product: lon protease homolog, mitochondrial
Exons: 15
Coding region: 627-3410 (927 amino acids)
Biological process (GO): mitochondrion organization; chaperone-mediated protein complex assembly; protein catabolic process
Cellular component (GO): mitochondrial matrix
Molecular function (GO): ATP-dependent peptidase activity; serine-type endopeptidase activity; single-stranded DNA binding
Source: RefSeq, a predicted model, not a curated record
GAGCACAGAAUUGUCAUUAAUGAUUCUACAAAAUUUGUUACUGUUGUAAUUUUCUCAUCUUUAGCCUAUGGUUGACUCUAGGAAGGCAGCUUACUACAGUGGCUAUUGGUGGUCAAUGGAUUGAUUCCGUUUUUAAUUUUUUAUAUCGUAACAAAUAAGAAUACACGUGAUGCUAUAGUAGUAGGUUCCCCCUUCUCCAUAAUUUAGAAGCCGGCAACACUGAUUACACUGUUUUUUAGGUUACUGACGUUACUGUGUUAAUUCAAAGAUCAUAAUUCAUAAUAUUAUUUAAUUUUAUUUAAUUUUUAUUACAGUACAUUAAACUUGUGUGACACUACAAUAUAUAGUAUUGCGCUUAUGCCCUAAGCCCUAUGCUCCUCAGAACCUUAACUCAUCAAUCUUCAUUAAUCAUUAGCCGACAAAAAUUUAAAACUUUUAAGUGAUAAUUAAUCACAGCAUAAUACAUUUUUUCAAUUUUUUUUUUAACAUUUUCAUCUUACACUGAAAAAAAAAUGUAUUGUUUACCUAUUUUAGAAUUUUAAUCUAAUCCACUGACGAAUAACACAUAUUUAUUAAGUAUUGUGAUAAUUAUUGGUGUGUAAUUCAAUUAAUUACAUUUUUGUAAAAUGUUGCGCUGCAUUUGUCAAACUGGUUUGAAAAGGUAUCCUGUAGUUGAUCGUCGAUUUGUCCGAUAUGCUAGUGCGAUAAUUUCGAACAAUGAUAGAUCAGCUUUAGUUCAGAAAAACCAUUCGUCUAAUCGUCUAUGUGUUGUUUCUACUAUUAACAUUCCGGUACGUUAUAGAAGAUUUGACAAUAAAAAAGAUGAUGAUAAUCCAGAAGAAGUAGAAGAAUCUCAAACUGUAAGAGCUGUUUAUGACGUCAAAUCUAAUACAGAUACUUCAAUUGCAACUAUUCAAGUGCCAGAGGAAUUGCCUUUUCUACCGUUAGUCACUAUAACAAAACCUCCCUUAUAUCCUAGAUUGUUUAGAAUUGUUGAGAUAAGUGAUCCUAAAUUGAUUGCAUUGAUCAAGAGAAAAAAAGCAUUAAAUCAACCUUUUAUUGGUCUUUUCAUGAGAAAAAAUAUUGAUACAGUUUCCGAUAAUAUUGUUACAAAUAUUGAUGAAGUGUAUAGUGUGGGAUCACUUGGUCGAAUAAAUGAAAUGCGAGACUUUGGAAAUAAAUUACAUAUGCUCAUACAAUGUUUUAGACGUAUUAAGUUAACCAAACCACUUUUUGAAGACCAAGAUAUUGAUAAAAUCACAAACGAUUUGACUAAACGUAAUAAAAAACAACUUCGUAAUAAGAGUUCUUCAAGUACAACUGAAAUAGAGCCAAUUCCUGAAACAGAAAAAACUCAAGAUCAAGUGCUUAUGAUUGAAGUAGAAAAUCUAAAAGAUGAACCUUAUGAUAAAACAAUGGAAAUCAAAGCAUUAUCUCAAGAAAUAAUCAAAACUAUUCAAUCAGUUAUUAGCAUAAAUCCUAUUUAUAAAGAAAUAUUACAUCCAAUGUUGCAACAUGGCAAUGUAUCAGAUGAUCCUUCAUAUUUAUCUGACAUUGCAGCUGCAAUAGCUGAUUGUGAGACUCACGAAUAUCAAGAAAUUUUAGAAGAAACUAAUGUUCCCAAACGUCUUUUACUUGCACUUAGUUGUGUGAAAAAACUUUUAGAACUUAGUGAAAUUCAAAUAAAAAUUAGUAAAGAAGUCGACGAAAAAGUUAAACAACAGCAUCGUAAAUUCAUUCUUCAAGAGCAACUAAAAGUAAUAAAAAAAGAGCUUGGUCUUGAAAAAGAUGAUAAAGAUUCAAUUGUGGAAAAGUUCAGAGACAGAAUAAAAGACAAACAAGUACCACUUAAAGUUAUGGAAGUUAUUGAAGAAGAAUUGACUAAACUAUCAUUUUUGGAACAGCAUUCGUCAGAAUUUAAUGUUACAAGAAAUUAUCUUGAUUGGUUAACACAAUUACCAUGGGGCACAACAAGUGAUGAAAAUUUCGAUUUAAAAAGAGCUUCAACCAUUUUAGAUGAAGAUCAUUAUGGAAUGGAAGAAGUAAAAAAACGAAUUCUAGAAUUCAUUGCAGUAAGCAAAUUAAAAGGUUCAACUCAUGGUAAAAUUCUUUGUUUCCAUGGACCACCCGGUGUUGGAAAAACAAGUAUAGCAAAAUCUAUUGCAAGAGCAUUAAAUCGAGAAUACUUUAGAUUUAGUGUUGGUGGCAUGACUGAUGUGGCUGAAAUAAAAGGUCAUCGUAGAACAUAUGUCGGUGCCAUGCCAGGUAAAAUGAUUCAAUGUCUGAAAAAAACUUCAACUGAAAAUCCAUUAGUAUUAAUUGACGAAGUUGAUAAAAUUGGAAGAGGACAUCAGGGUGAUCCCUCAUCUGCGCUUUUAGAAAUGCUUGAUCCUGAACAAAAUGCUAAUUUCUUGGAUCAUUAUUUGGAUGUGUCAGUAGAUUUAUCGAAAGUACUUUUUAUUUGUACUGCUAAUGUAAUCAACACAAUUCCAGAACCUCUCCGUGAUCGUAUGGAACUUAUAGAUGUGUCUGGAUAUGUAGCAGAAGAAAAAAUGGCCAUUGCAAAACAAUACUUAAUUCCUCAAGGACUUAAAUCCACUGGCCUGAAAAAAGAACAAAUAGAAAUCGCAGACGAAAGUCUUAAUACUCUUAUUAAAUCAUAUUGUCGUGAAAGUGGUGUACGUAACCUUCAAAAGCAUGUUGAAAAGAUGUUACGAAAAGUUGCAUUAAAAGUAGUUAAAGGCGAAUCAGAAAAAAUAAUUAUUAGCAGUGAUAAAUUAUAUGAUUUUGUUGGAAACCCAGUAUUUAACAAAAAUCGAAUGUAUGAAGAUCCAAUACCUGGAGUCGUUAUGGGAUUAGCUUGGACUGCCAUGGGUGGCGCUUUAAUGUAUAUUGAAACUGAGUGGACUAAAGACCCAGGAACAAUUACAGAUAAGGAUAAAGCAGUUGGCAACAUUAUGUUAACUGGUCGCUUAGGAGAAACUAUGCAAGAGUCUGCAAAAAUUGCAUAUACUGUGGCAAAACAAUUUUUAAGCGAACUUGAUCCAAAAAAUCAAUCACUGUUGACUGGAAAUGUACAUCUACAUGUACCUGAAGGUGCUACACCUAAAGAUGGACCCAGUGCUGGAUGUACAAUAGUUACUGCCUUGUUAUCAUUGGCUUUAAAUAUUCCUAUACGUAACAAUGUUGCUAUGACUGGAGAAAUAUCUCUCAAAGGAAAAGUUAUGCCAGUAGGAGGAAUUAAAGAAAAAACUAUUGCUGCUAAAAGAGAAAAUGUUAACUGUUUGAUACUGCCUGAUGAAAAUAAAAAAGAUUUUAAUGAACUUCCAAAGUUUAUAACGGACGGGAUUGAAGUACAUUUUGUUUCAUAUUAUAAAGAUAUAUUUAAAAUAGUCUUUGAAAACAAAUAAUAUUAUUCCUUUUCUUUAAGUUUGUUUAUUUCAAAUGAAUUGUUUAAUAAUUGUUAUAUCAUAUUUGUACAUAGAAUAUACUUAGAUGUUAGUAUUUUUUUAAAUAAAAUGUUGUAAGACUGUUAUUUUAUCAUUUGACUUUUAAGUCAUAAUUUAAUUAAAAUAACUACUUAUCAGGAA